Salvelinus namaycush (lake trout) is the source of this 1079-nucleotide messenger RNA. RefSeq names its product meiotic nuclear division protein 1 homolog. Gene Ontology annotation, molecular function: double-stranded DNA binding. Gene Ontology annotation, cellular component: nucleus. NCBI's taxonomy places the organism in Eukaryota, Metazoa, Chordata, Actinopteri, Salmoniformes, Salmonidae. The record is from RefSeq and is a predicted model, not a curated record. The transcript is spliced from 8 exons. Gene Ontology annotation, biological process: reciprocal meiotic recombination. The coding region runs from base 471 to 1079 and encodes 202 amino acids.
UGCCUGUCAGCCAUCAAUAAUCAGCCAUCAUCUUCCCACGUGAAUACGCUGACAGGCCAGGGGGAAAAAACGUUGUUGACGUGUAUUUGGAUUGGGCCAUUUUCCACGGUAACAGUGCAGUAAUUGGUCAAAAUUACGAACCCGCUUUUGAUUGAACCCUUUUAUGCGCUGAAAGUGCGGGAAUUUGUUAAAAUUGCGAGCUCUCGCGCAAUAUGCGCGGUUUGGUUGAUUUUUUUGGAUUGAAUUAUGCGUACUCAGAAUCCUGGAGGGACUGCAUAGUAGGCUGUACUGUGUAGGACUGUAGCUCUCCUAAACUGACAACAGAUGGCGCCAGGGUAUGAGAGGUGAGUUUAAUAUCCCGCCCCCCUUCCCUCGUUGACAACCUUUGAAUUACCGCGGGAAACUCAUUGCUUGCACUGUAUCACUGAAGCCGGAGAAACUCAGUCCGUGAAGGUUAUUUACAUUGCAAAAUGUCCAAAAAAAAAGGUCUCAGUCUUGAGGAGAAGAGGACUCGCAUGAUGGAGAUUUUCUUUGAGACAAAAGAAGUGUUUCAGCUGAAGGACAUAGAGAAAAUCGCCCCCAAGACUAAAGGAAUAACACCCAUGUCAGUGAAGGAGGUUCUGGUGGAUGACAACAUGGUGGACUGUGAGAGAGUGGGCACCUCAAACUACUACUGGGCCUUCCCCAGCAAGGCCCUGCACGCCCGCAAGCGCAGGUUGGAGGAGCUGGACAAGCAGCAUACCGAGGAGAAACAAAGGAAGAUGUCUCUGCAGCAGGCUGUCGACAAAUCAAAAGUAGGACGUGAAGAAACCGAGGAGCGGGCCACUCUUCUAAAGGAGCUGCAGGCUCUGAGGGAGAAGAGUAGUCAUCUGAAGGCAAAGCUGGAGAAGUACAGGGAGUGUGACCCGGAAGUGACCGAGGAGAUGAGAAAGUCCAAUGUCACAGCUAAAGAGGCAGUGUCCAGAUGGACAGAUAAUGUCUUUGCUAUCAAGUCGUGGGCCAAGAGGAAGUUUGGUUUCGAUGACGGACGCAUCGAUAAAGCCUUCGGGAUACCUGAAGACUUUGAUUACAUGGACUGA